This is a messenger RNA of Panicum hallii, 2232 nucleotides long. RefSeq lists its product as uncharacterized. Lineage: Eukaryota; Viridiplantae; Streptophyta; Magnoliopsida; Poales; Poaceae. The transcript is spliced from 2 exons. The coding region runs from base 1051 to 2175 and encodes 374 amino acids. The record is from RefSeq and is a predicted model, not a curated record.
GUCGGUUUCUCGAACUCCUGAUCUGAGGAAGAUUCUAAUACACAUUAGUAGUGGAGUUGGAUUCACUGGUUACACACAGGAUAAUGGUGAGCAGCAGCUCAUUGAUAAAAUCAGGAAUCACCUUCACUGUAAAAGGUACAUUGUUGUAAUAGAUGAUGUAUGGGGCACAGAAGAUUGGGAAUUUAUCAAACUUGUAUUACCGAAUAAUGAUCUUGGGAGCAGAGUAAUUAGUACGACACGUAGUGUUACUGUUGCAAAAUUUUAUUCGUCUCAAGUUUAUCAAAUGGAACCUCUAAGUUUGGAUGAUUCCAAAAGGUUGUUUUUCAAAAGAGCAUUUGAUUAGGAGAGUUCAUGUUAUCCUCACUUGGAGACGUUCCAGAUAGAAUAUUAAGAAAAUAUGGUGGUCUACCUUUGGCAAUUGUUACUGUAUCUAGCAUCUUAACCACUGAGCUUGCAAAAGCAGAAUGAGACAGGGUAUUAAGCGCUAUGGGUUCUGCACUUGCAAACAAACCUGAUGCUAAGAAGAUGACCAGCAUAAUAGCCCUGAGUUACUUUGAUGUUCCUCGCCAUCUGAGAACUUGUUUGCUAUACUUGAGUGCGUUCCUAGAAGAUUGUGAGAUCAACAAAAAUUGUCUGAUCAAUAGAUGGAUUGCAGAAGGGUUCAUUCAUGAGGAAGAAAGGCGAACUAAAUAUGAAAUUGGUGAGGGUUAUUUUAAUGAUCUCAUCAAUAGAAGCAUGAUCCAACCUGUUGAUGUAAAGUACGGUCAGGCAAAGGCAUGUCGAGUCCAUGACAUCAUUCUUGACUACAUCAAGUGCAAGGCUGCAGAAGAGAAUUCUGUAGCUCUGUCAGAUGCUUCAGAGCAUGUAUACGCUACAGAAUACAAGGUUCGUAGACUUUGUGUCAGCAACCACAUUGAAGAAAAUGUUGCCAUAUGGGCAGACCCGAUGUUAUAUCACGUUCGAUCAGUUACAAUAUUUGGACAGCCCGUGAAAACGCCUUUGUUACCUUCCACUGCUCUUCGUGUGUUGGACCUAGGAGAUUGCUAGAGCAUGGAAGACCACCAUCUUGUAAGUAUUGAAAAUCUGUUUCAUCUCAAGUACUUGUGUCUCUCAGGUUCAAUAACUAAGCUCCCAGAGAAAAUAGGGGAACUGCAAUAUCUACAAACCCUGGAUGUACAAGGUACUAGCAUUAAAUUGCUUCCAUCCACCAUCACCAAACUACAACGACUGGCACAUUUAUAUGUUGAUGGUAAAACUAGAUUUCCAGGUGGAGUGAUCGGGCAGAUGCACAGUUUAGAAGAGAUGAGGGAGUAUGGAGCCGGAUCCUACGAACUAAGAAAGUCUCUGCAAGAAUUCAGUAAACUAACCAAGCUGAGGGCUUUAGAAAUUAUAUGGAAUUUUGAUUCACACGAACACUCGGAAGGAAUAAGGCGAGCUGAGGGCUAUCACAGUUGUGUGGGAACCUUAAUAUCUUCAUGCAACCUUUAUAAUCUAUAUAUCACGAACUGCUCUAGUCACAACAUGUACCUGCUGUCGAUGGAUUCAUGGCACCCUGCUGCUCCCUGUAGCCUCCGGAAGCUUUGCUUAGAACAAUGCAGCAUCUGUAAGGUGCCACAUUGGAUGGGUUCGCUUAGAAACCUCGUGCUGCUAAAACUGCAAUUUGUCAUCUGUUUGGGUCCAGAGGAUGUUGAGAUCCUUGGAGUGAUACCCUGUUUACUUUUUCUCAAACUAGCUAUUUUUGGAGGCACCAACGGAAGGAUCACUGUCCAUGGCAGAAAUGGAUUCAGAAGUCUGAAAUAUCUAUACCUGAGUAUUGAUUUUUGCAGGACCGCGCUGGAGUUUCAAGUGGGAUCAAUGCCAAAGCUUGAGCAUGUGAAGCUCAGGAUCGCUGUGCAUAAGAGGGAGUGCCUGAAUGGUGCUUCUGAUUUGGGCAUCCAGCACCUCUCCGCUCUUAGCAAGGUUGAGGUCAAAAUUAAUGGAAACUGCAGAUACGACACCAACUACAAUCCAACAGAAGAUGAGAAUGAUGGUGCUGUCAGAUGGGUUGCAAGUGCCAUUAGAUGGGUUGCAAGUGCCAUUAAUGGUGCCAUCGUGACACUUCCCAACUGUCCCACUAUCAGAUUCAAAAAAAUGCAUGUUGAGGAGUGUGUGCAUUAUGAUGAGGAGUGUGUAUAGUUCAAAUAUGUAAGAGCCUGCUUUGCUACCAACAAGAUUUAGCUAUCAAUUGGUUCA